UUUUGAGGAAAAUAACUGCUAAGUGCAUAUUAUGCACGGAUCGCAUACGGCCGUUCCCCUUUCAAGACACUUGGACCAAUCACGACCAUUUGCACUCAUCUGCACUUAGGCAGGUACGGCAGGUACGGCAGGUACAGUGCUGCCUUGCCUUUCCAGCUCAUGUAGUAAGCUACGGAUUACCGUACCUGCUAACAAGUACCUAACCUAGCAGUUGCCUAGCAGGUGCCUAGCUGCCUAGAUAACUCUAUUGUACAAUGUCAACCCCCAUUCUGCCUGGCAGCUGGAACCUUCAAUGUGACGAAGGUGCAAACAACUUAAAACCCAAAAACACUUUCAUUUCUAAAUUCUUUCCCGUCCUCCCGUCUUUCCUAAAUAUCAAUUCCGACAAGCAAUUCAAGCAAGUCGUCUUACAUUCUUGUUCAAUUGUUCUACCCCUCUCGCGUCUCUCCUGGCCGAUUACCAGUAUCAACCAUCAACCAUUAAUCCAUCCCGCCCCCAAUUUCUCAAUUUCCCAAUUUGUCAACACUACGACGUCACGACCGUAGGUUUCAAAAGGUUUCAAACUAUGGAGGUUGACAAUAUGAGUCCCUUCUUAGAUAUUCCUCUUGAAGUGCUUCUUCAGAUAACUUCCUAUCUUACAACUUCAGAUUGUGGAAAUCUUCGCCUUGUUUGUCGGCGACUGGAGGCGUCUCUCCUCCAGUCAUUCACCCACGAGUUCUUCACAAAGAGGCAGUUCAUGAUUAGCGAGUUCAGUCUUGGCGCACUCGUAGACAUCUCUAAGUCCAGACUCGCGCCUAGCCUGUCUCAUCUGAUGAUCAGUGUUGAGCGUCCGCCUAUAUCACCUAGUCUGCCAGUUCAUAUGCAGGUCUUUUCCGAUGUUGAACAAGCACUACGAUAUAAUAAGGUACGGGAAGAACACAUGAGCCACCAGGCCUUAAUCACCACAGGUCGAGACCUCCAACUUCUCACUGAAGCUCUUUGCAAUCUACCCAACCUCAAAACAGUCGGACUACGCGACUUCAACUCUUCAGGCCGCUAUCGCGAUGGAGCAGAUAAUACCUGGCACGCUUACGGUGCCCCAACAUUCCUCCACGAAACAAACUUCCCCCUUGAUCAACCACGAUUCGGCGGCCGCCAUCUUGACUCUAGCUUGGUGGAAUCACGUAUGCAAUACAUUUCCCACGUGUUCUUAACGAUGCUCCGAGCCCUAGGCAAGGCUAAAGAGACACAUGCUCCUACUCAGCUGGAGGUAAUCCUUAGAAAUUGUCAUCUCCCGAGUCUAGCAUUCAAUGUGCCUUGCUAUCUUGAAUCAACGGUUACGCCCUUUCUCAAAGACCUCAAGACGCUCUUCCUAGAUUUGGGCCCUGCGUCAUUUUCUACCCUGGUUAUUAACAACGGGGGAAAUUACCAGAGCUAUCUUGGCCUCACUCUGGUGACAUUCCUGUCGAAAACGACAUCUUUAGAACAUCUGAGAUUGAAUUUCCGGAGCUGUGCUAAAGACGAAACCCAGGGCCUCCUUCAGUGGUUGAUUCGUACGCCUGAGUCCCCGAGCGGCUCAAAACACCAAGGGAUCGAAGUAAAUAAGAUGCAAGAAAAGCUACCACGGAUACCGCAGACCCCUGCAUUUGAGCAUCUGGAGGAGCUUGAAAUUGGGAUGAUAACUAUCGAGCCAACCCUGCUUCUCGACAUUUACAAGAGGUUUAAGUCAAGCUUACGCAUAAUCUCUCUUCACAAGGUUACCUUCUCUAUCGAUUCGCAAAACCAGGUUGCGGACAACAGGGUCAACCUCUGGGCUUUGUUCUUCGGACAGAUGGCGAAACUCAAAUUCAACUUAUCCGUCAUACGACUCUCUUUCUUAACACAGAUACUUGCCAUGUCCGCGUAUUCGAUAGAAUUUAAAGAUAGAAGCCAAACUUCAAGGGCUCCGAAUUUCGUCACGGAGUGGACAGGCAACGACUUCGAACGUUCUUCGGGAGAAUUGAUUGGCUCAAUGUUCAUCAAUUGGCCUUCUGUUCGGGAUAUGCAAGAGUACAGCGAUCUUUUAUCAUCCGAAGAUGACGAUGAAGAUGAUAUCGACGACGAGUAGAUAUCUUUCGAUAAUAUCAUCGAUACUUAUGGCGGUUUCUAAAGGAGUCCAAACUAAGCAGGUUUUGCGGCUGAUAUUAUCAUUACAACGGCAAUAGGGCAUUCAACAAUGAACUUCAAGAUACUUUCUUUGUUCUAGUUUGCGAAGCCUUUCCUGUACGUUUGGACUCAUGGAAGCAAUCACUG
This is a messenger RNA of Daldinia vernicosa, 2271 nucleotides long. RefSeq lists its product as uncharacterized. The transcript is spliced from 3 exons. NCBI's taxonomy places the organism in Eukaryota, Fungi, Ascomycota, Sordariomycetes, Xylariales, Hypoxylaceae. Gene Ontology annotation, molecular function: protein binding. The record is from RefSeq and is a predicted model, not a curated record. Bases 566 to 2086 code for a protein of 506 amino acids.